Molecule: messenger RNA, 1290 nt
Organism: Anisakis simplex (herring worm)
Lineage: Eukaryota; Metazoa; Nematoda; Chromadorea; Rhabditida; Anisakidae
Source: the annotation of a GenBank genome assembly
AUGAGUAAACAAGUGAUCCGAACAGUAGGUCCAUCUGGAAGACGUCGUGGCAGACCACCGCUUCGGUUGAGCCUGCCGAGAGUGAACGUUGUGGACAAUGGACCACGGUACUCAUUGAGGAACAUGAACAGACCAUCAUUCCAUACAGAUGAAUUCGGAAGAACCAAAAUCAAGUACGAAGUUGAAUCGCGUGAGGAGGCGACUGGGCGAGAUAACUUCAGAUUCUCAUUGCCUUCAUUUUACGCUGAAUUGGCGUUCGGUGGGCAUUGUGAUAGAGCAUCACUUCGCACUGGUAGACUGAAAAGGUUAACUGUCAAACGAGAGUUGAGAUCGAAACAAAAUACAUCGCAAGAAGUUGUCAACGGUCGAUCGGCGUUGCGAAAUGCGCACACCAGAUCAACGCUUCGACGUCGAGGUUUCGGUAGAGAACCGUGCCAAAGCGGAAUAGGGAGGGCAACAUUGAAGCAUGAAAUUGAUGCCGAGAAAGAAAUAACUCAUGAGCACGAAAGCGGAUUAGCAGUAUCUGGAGGCACAUCACUUGAGCAAAAUUGCGCCGCAGACCUUGAUAAUCAACCGCGUUCUGGAGCCGCCGAACUCGAACACUCAUCAGCCAAUCAAGAAGCCGAUUUCGGUGAGAAGGCGAGGACGUUAACGGAGGAUGAUACCGCAGGAUUAGGCGAAGCCCGGUGUGCAAUCUCGCAUCCAUCUAUGCGCGCCGUCGGACCGCCACUCGAAGUGAAAAAGUUUAUGAAACCGGUUGAAAUUUGUGAACAUAACGUGAAGAAUGUAGAGGAAAAGGACUCUCCGGAAUAUGAGCGUAGAUCGAGACGUAAUGGUACAAUUCGAAUGAGUCGAUUAAAGAAACCAGUUAGAAGUCUGUGGCAACGGAUGAAUUGCAGAACGGUGGACGUGAAGUUAUCACCCACUGAGGAUGCGACACGCAGUACAAGUGCAUCAUUGAAGCGUGCAUUUUGUUUCGUCGAAGAAAAAGCAGAGGACUGGAAGCAUAUUUUCAAUGAAAAUGUCAUGACGAAGAAAAACAGUGGAAUGCUUUUAAUUGGUUCGGACAGGCCGUCACAACAUCGAAAAACAACCCUAGCCAUAUGCACCUAUAACUGCAGGUCAUUGGCAGGGAGGACCGGACUGACCCACUUGAUGAAGGAAUUGAAGAAAAUUAAAUGCGACGUUCUCGGGCUCUGUGAAACACGUCGAAAAGAAGAACUCAACGCAAGAUGGAACGAUGGGAGCGCCGUGAGAUUGGGCAAAGGAGACGGUACUGGAACAGUCGGA